Molecule: messenger RNA, 1118 nt
Organism: Priapulus caudatus
Lineage: Eukaryota; Metazoa; Priapulida; Priapulimorpha; Priapulimorphida; Priapulidae
Product: 26S proteasome non-ATPase regulatory subunit 10-like
Exons: 2
Coding region: 29-790 (253 amino acids)
Molecular function (GO): protein binding
Source: RefSeq, a predicted model, not a curated record
GAGUAAGGGCGAGGAGGCGGUGGCGCGGAUGCUGCUCUUACAUGGCGCCGACGCCAACGCCGCGGACUCGCAAGGACAGACCACCCUGCACAUAGCGGCUUGCGUUGGCCAGCGGAACAUCGUGUACCUGCUAGUGAAGGCCGACGCCGAGCCGGAAGAAAGGGGGCGUAUCACCGAGUUGAUCUACACCUGGAAUCGACUUCGAACCGAGAUGAUUACUCACCUCGUGAAACACGGAGCUGACCCGAACCUCGUCGAUUGUAACAAGAGAACGCCGCUCGCUAUAAUAGGCAGCCAGGCGGAGGUGAGAAGCGCCAAAAUGAGCAGGCGAGCAGUACAAGCAGCGUCAGUGGUACAAGCGGCGUCAGCUCUCCUACAGACGUGCGAGUCCGCCGGCGUACUUCUACAGGUUAACACACGCGACAGCAAGGGCGACACCCCGCUGCACAGCUUCUGUAGGGUGAUGCUCGCAGGCAGAGACAAUGCAGGCAGAGAAGGAGGGGAGGGGUGCGUGCAGAUAGUGCACGCGCUGCUGUUCAACCACGGCGCACAUGUCGACGUGGUGAACGCACGGGGAGAGACGCCAUACGAACUCUGGCGCCGGAUUUACCCGACGUGUUUCCGCGGCAACGUGGAGUCGAGCGACGAGAUACAUGGCAGAAUGAGCGCGCAGUAUCAUUCGCUGAAGUGCCACUGCGCGCGCGUUAUCGUCAGACCCAGCGUUGCAUACGAGAACAGGCUGCCUCCGAGUCUCAUAGAAUUUGUCAGGGCACACGCUAGACCAACGUAGGCGACACUAAGCGCGUUAAACGAGGAAGCCCAUGUAGGAUCGGAGAUGCGAUAACCCAGAAGACAUGAUCAACACUUUGUAGAUCUAUGUUCUAAUUGUUGCACGUGUUGGCAGACGGGUUUCAUUGCAAUGUAAAAUCGAGUAUAUGUAGUAACACUAUUCAGUUUAUAUAGAAAUGUGUAGAUUAUCGGUAUAAUGCUUUGGUGAAUUGGCGCGAUUUAAUAACCACGAGUACAAACGUUAAAAGUUUGCAAAUUAUUUUGCUGUUUAAAAAAACUCAGUUGUGUUCUGAAUAUUAAAAAAAUAAAUAAAUAAAACAUAACUAUUU